Molecule: messenger RNA, 1482 nt
Organism: Phanerochaete carnosa HHB-10118-sp
Lineage: Eukaryota; Fungi; Basidiomycota; Agaricomycetes; Polyporales; Phanerochaetaceae
Exons: 5
Coding region: 159-1349 (396 amino acids)
Molecular function (GO): oxidoreductase activity
Source: RefSeq, a predicted model, not a curated record
CGCAGUUCGCCCGGCAGAGCCGUCUCACGAAGUGUUUCACUUAUCACCUGCAACUUGCCACCGCGCGGAGCAUGAGGCAUCCUGCCAGCGUGAGCUCUAGAUCAGAGUAUAUAUACGAGCCAUCUCCAUUUCGCACUCAGAGAUCUUGCUACGCUACCAUGGCCAUCGAAGUCUCUCCUCUGCCUCUUCCCCGAUCUGCUGAUCCCUCCAAGUUCACGGAGUUCGGCCGUGAGGUUAAAGGAGUCAAUCCAGGGACGCUGACACCUGAGGAGUUCAAGGAGAUCGAACAGCUGCUAUACAAGCACUCUGCCUUACUCUUCAGGAAUACCGACCUUACCCCAGAACAGCAGUAUGCUCUCACCAAGGCAUUUGACCCCACAGCUGACAGUUAUGGACACGGGAACAACAAGACAGGGGAGACGAAGAAGUCCAUCCUCCACCCAGAUCUCAAGACGAUCCCUCAUGUGCCUCAGGUACAGCUGAUCGGUAACGGGACUGUCUACAAUCACGAGGGCCUUGCAGAGGCGAAGCUCAAGCACCCGUCGCACACGACCUUCCACAAGACUCGAGUUUCAGAAGAGGACGAGGCCAGGGGCGUCACGCGCUUCUACCGCUGGCACAUCGACGCUGCGCUCUAUGACCUCUCGCCGCCGAGGGUUACAACACUCUACGGCAUCUCUAUACCCAAGGGCUCCAAGCAGGUCUGCAGGUACGAUGACGAUACUGGCGACGAGCUUGAGGUCCCGCUCGGCACCACUGCCUUCGUCUCCGGCAAGACCAUGUUUGACAUUCUCCCAUCCGAGUUCAAGAGCCUUGCUGUCCGUUCACGCGUCAAAUAUAUGCCCCACCCGUACAUCUGGAUGACACCUGCACACGCGAAGUCGACCGGCCUUGGCAUCGAGACUGAGGGCCUCGAGGCGCCCAUGGACGAACUUCCGCCAUGGGAAGAGUCUAAGGUCAAGGUCUUCCCUGUGCUUUGGAAGAACCCGGUGACCGGCAAUCUGCACUUCGAGGUCCACCCCUGCGGCGUAUGUGAGCUCUUCGUCGAUCCACUUCCACAGGGUGCCAAGCGCGAGGGUGCGCUGUACCCAGAUGGCGCACACAUCACCGACCUUGGCACGGUGCGAGACACCCUUUACAAGAUGCAGCGGCCUGCAAUCGCACCCAGCCUCGUGUACCCACACGACUGGCACGAGAAGGACCUCUUUCUCUUCCACAACCGCGGUGUGCUUCACUCGGUCGUCGGCGCCUUUAAGCCCGACCAGGUUCGCGCUUUCCACCAGUGCAACCUCGCUGCCUCGGACGAUCCCGUUGGUCCAAACGCGGAGGAUGUGAAGAAGUGGGCAUGACCUAAGCCCGUUGUACACCCAUGACUAAGAUGGGGAAUCAGAUGUGUUCAAUACAGAUCCUAGCUUCUCUAUCAGAUAACCUGUACUACUAUCAUUGGCUCAUUUUCACUACAUAUACUGCCUUAGCUUCACA